UGAGCCGAAGAGGUGAUGGGGGGGCAAACGGAAUGAGGGCGACAGGAAAGUGGAUUGACAGUGCAGAAGAGGGCAAGGGGGGAGGGGGAGGAGGAGGAGGAGAAGGAGGAGGUGGGAAAGCAGAAGAGCGGAUGGAAAGCCGGUGGGAGGCAGAGAUCGUGUUAGGGCAAUUGGCUUUCUCUGACGGUGACGAAAAGAGAGAGGGAGGUGAUUAUAACUUCCCGCCGCAGGUCCGUGUGCCAUCUCCCGCGCAGGAGGGGCAAGGAGGAGGAGGGAGGAGGAGGGGCAAGGAGGAGGAAGGAGGAGUGGCAAGGAGUAGGAGGAGGAGGGGCAAGGAGGAGGACGGAGGAGGUGAUGGACGUGGUUGUAGAAUAGACAUGGCGGCCGUCAUUUCAUCAAAGCAGCCAAUAUUCCUGGUACAGAACCAACAAGGUUCACGCGAACUGCAAUUCUCCUCCUCCUCCGUCUCCUUCUCCUCCUCCUCCUCGUCAUCUCUGCUGCCUUCGUCAUUGUUGAUCGCUGUUGAGGUGCAAUCUUUGCCAGGAACGUCUGGACGUGCCUUGUCCAUCUUUGCACCAGGAUCGUCUGGACGCGCCUUGUCCGUCUCCUCCUCCUCCUCCUCCUCCUCCUCUUCCUCCAUGUCCACUUCCAUCUCCUCCUUCAAUGGCUAUGGUGGUCCAUGUGCAGUCAGCGGUUCCUGUCUCUCUGGCGGUCCUUUCUACUCCUCGCAACGUGUCACUCUUAGACUUGCUCAUCGGACGAAUGCCGUGGCCAGGCCUGGUCCUUUCCACCCUCUUCAUCCAUCCAGAUGCCACGGUACCUCCUCCGUAAGGUCAUCGCGUCAUAAACGUGCUUCUAGCCGAGGAGACAAGCUCGCACGCAUUGGCUAUGGCGGUUGCCGGCUUCCUUCUUCCUCCUCCGGUGAUGCGGGUGCACGAUUACGCUUCUCUCUCGUAACUCGAGCGUCGAGUGAAGAUGAGGCUUCCCAGCAGCAGCAAUUUAAAGGGUUCGGGAGUCCUCCGAAGCCGAAAAGCCCUACCUCUUCUCGAACGGGAGGUGCAAGUGGUGGGGACGACUCGCGAAAGAAAAGCCGCGGCAGCGACGGCGAUUCCGGCGACGACAAUUUUAGCAUGUUUGGCUCGGAGGGUGACGACGACAGCAUUCCGGAAGUAGUCAGCAAUCGUAUGAUGUCGCGACUGGCAGUGACGGUUGGGGUCCCGAUGAUGAUAGGAUUCGCAUUCUUCCCUUUCUUUUACUAUCUUAAAACUGUACAGAAGAUCGACAUUCCUUCGUGGCUUCCUUUUGUGACCUCGGGUUUCAUUUUUAGCACGGCCGGAUUAGGAAUAACCUAUGGGAUCUUGUCGACGAGUUGGGAUCCCUACCAAGAAGGCAGCCGGCUAGGAGAUGCCGAAAAGCAGUUCAAUGAUUCUCAAUUCCGUGCACCUCUCCGUAAACUCGUCCAGAUUCAGGCGUUCGAUCCGACCCUCUUUGCUAGUGGGACCACGCCCCUGGAGGAGAGUGAAAGAGAGACGGACCUCCCCGCAUCUGUCAUUUACCACCGCGGCUCCGGUUCCUUCCACUGGUGCUGCACUGCUGAAAGCUGCUGGCUUUCGGCAAUGGCUACGGCUUUCAUACCACAUUCUUCAAUCGUCCGAGCCUUCGCUCUGAUCAGCGAAGAGCAUUCAUCACUGCCACCGCUGAGAGAUGGCGCUGUCAAUCUUGCCGCGCCCUUGUUGAGAUCCACAACGCCCACACCCACUCCCAAACCAGUGAUGGUCUGCGGCACAACUGCGUGUCGCCCACGCUCCUCGCGCUUGUUGAAUACAACCUGUCGGUUCAAGGUGCGGGGAAGCAGGGGCAGCGUGGACCUAUUGAGGUCUGUAGACGGAGGCUGGGAAACCGCAUGUCCACCACAUUGCCGCGCGGGUGCUGGUGCCAGGAGGUUGGCGCAGCAAUGCGAAGAAUCGGUGCGGACGACGGCGGCAACGCGAACGACGACUGCCAAAGCGACCAUGGACUUAUCGCAGACUGUGACAGCAGAUGGUGUGCUGACGUCUGAUUCUGAAUCGUCGUCUGCUCUUCGCGAAAGUGGUGUGACGUCGACCAGUGCAAGUGCGAGCGCAAGUGAUGGCACCGACAGGUCAACGACCGCCGCGGGGGGAGGCUGUCCUGGCUGCGGGGCUGCGGAGAUUUCGCGAGGAUGCGAUGGGGAGGGGCGCAUUCAGGGGGGAAUCGCAAACAUUCCUGGUUUUCGCUGGUGGCCGAUUAAAGUGUAUCGCCCUUGCUCCAAUUGGGAACUCUCUGGAAAGCGGUACAGGCGCAAGGGGCAAAGUCUGGACGAAGUUGCGUACGGCCUUAGCAAGUCCGAAAUUCAAAAGGACAAAUGAAAUUAUGCUGGGCACAACCCCUGCCACCAUGGUGUGAAAUUGUGAAUACCUUUUUUUUCCCCUUUUUUUAAGGGUUGGAAAAAAGAAAUCCCAUGCUGAGAGAAGAAUAUGUACUAAUAAUAUAGUGUAGUUAAAAAAAAAGUGAAAAAAAACAAAAGUCGAGUGAACGGUCCCCAACUUCUCACUCGCUCACAGCUUUGUUUCGUUUCUCAUUUUCUGUUUCUCCACUGCUUGUCUCCGAUACUCUUCUAUCUAUUAUUCACAUGUUUGACUCUUUUUGUUGACAUUUCUAUUUAUUUGUUUGUUUGUUUGUUUGUUUGUUUGUUUGUUUCAAAUUGUUUGUUUUUCUUUUGUGAUUUUAUUAGUGCGACACUGCGACUUGUUGUACAGAGGCCAUUCCAAUCUGUUGGGCCUCGGUCGCGCUUGUGCGCGUUUUUUAUUUUUCAUUUUUUUCAUUUUUCAUUUCUCGGAGUUGAUCUCCACAUUCUAUGACCAGA
Messenger RNA from Chara braunii, 2884 nucleotides. The record is from the annotation of a GenBank genome assembly. NCBI's taxonomy places the organism in Eukaryota, Viridiplantae, Streptophyta, Charophyceae, Charales, Characeae.